AUGGAGACGAUCGGCGGCGACGCCCACGUCCACCGAUACGGUUGGGCCGGGUUGUGGUCGGCGGUGGCCAGCCUCAUCUUCCUCUGGUCCAUGGUGCAGCAGUACGUCCCCGCUCAGCUCGAGGACUACCUAACCACCCUCGCCCGCCGUUUACACACGGCUAUGUCGCCCUAUGUCACCAUCUCCAUCGAUGAGCACAUCCCCGAUUCCUUCAGCCGCAGCGAGGCCUACGUUUCCACGGAGGCAUACCUCAGCGCCACCUGCGCCUCCAGCGCCCGCCGCCUCCGAGCAGACCACGCUCCCGGCAGCGAUCGCUUGCGCGUGGCCGUCGACGACCACGAGGAGGUGGUCGACCAGUUCCGCGGCGCCAAGCUCUGGUGGCGCAAGACCAAGAUGCUCCCCCGCAGCAACAUCAUCAGCUGGUCCGCCAGGGAAGAGGCUCGCCGCAUGUACUGCCUCACCUUCCACUACCGCCACCGCGGUCUCGUCGACGCUCUCUACCUACCGCACGUCCUCGCCGAGGGCCGAGCCGCCAUCGUGCGGAACCGCCAGCGCCGCCUCUUCACCAACAACCCCAGCAGCCUCUGGUCCGGCUACUAUGGCCGCACGUGGAGCCACGUCAAGCUCGAGUACCCCUCCACCUACGCCACGCUCGGCAUGGACCCCGGCAAGAAGCAGGCCAUAAUCGACGACCUCGACAUGUUCCGCGACGGAAAGGACUACUACGCCUCCGUCGGCAAGGCGUGGAAGCGCGGCUACCUGCUGUUCGGGCCACCCGGCACGGGCAAAUCCACCAUGAUCGCCGCCAUGGCCAACUAUCUCGAUUACGAUAUCUACGACCUCGAGCUGACGGCGGUGAAGAACAACACCGAGCUACGCAGGAUCUUCAUAGAGACGACAGGCAAGUCCAUCAUCGUGGUCGAGGACAUCGACUGCUCCAUCGAUCUCACCGGCAAACGCAAAACCAGGGAGAAGAAGGACAAGGGCAGCAAGAAAAAGAAGACGACCCUGCCGACGCCAGCAGGCGGCCGUGAGGAUGAAGAUAGCAAGGUGACGCUGUCGGGGCUGCUUAACUUCAUCGAUGGGCUUUGGUCCACCUGCGGCGGCGAGCGGAUCAUCGUGUUCACAACCAACCACAAGGAGAAGCUUGACCCGGCGCUCAUUCGACGGGGCAGGAUGGAUUCGCACAUCGAGAUGUCAUACGCUUGCUUCGAGUCCUUCAAAGUGCUCGCCAAGAACUACCUGCACAUCGCCGACCACGAGCUUUUCCAUGAAAUCCGGCAGCUUCUUGGGGAGGUCGACAUGUCACCUGCCGACGUGGCCGAGAACCUCAUGCCCAAGUCGAAAAACAGAGAUGUAGACGCCUGCCUACGUAAGCUGAUCAAGGCACUCAAACAAGCAAAGGAGGAAGCUUUGGCCAAAGCACUUGUUGGGACGGACGACAAAGAGGAAACACAAGGCGACGAUGACAGCAACUCCAGCGAAGAGGAGGGAAAUGAGAAAAAAUAA
This is a messenger RNA of Lolium rigidum, 1509 nucleotides long. Its product is annotated as AAA-ATPase ASD, mitochondrial-like. The transcript has a single exon. NCBI's taxonomy places the organism in Eukaryota, Viridiplantae, Streptophyta, Magnoliopsida, Poales, Poaceae. Gene Ontology annotation, molecular function: ATP binding; ATP hydrolysis activity. The record is from RefSeq and is a predicted model, not a curated record. The coding region runs from base 1 to 1509 and encodes 502 amino acids.